AUGCUCAGUGCCAGCAGCCAGCGCUGGAGGGGGACAAGAGCCUUUAAAACAUCUCGAGCCCUCUCAAACUUCCUUACAGGCGGUGCUCUUUCAGACCGGGUUUACUUCCUCCAGUCUCCCUCGCUUCUCUCUUCCUUAACUCAUUGUUGGAUUACUUAUCUAGAUCAGUAAACAUGGCAACGCUGAGAGCUCUGAGAAAAUUCUGCCAGCAAUCUAAGCAUCAAGUGUGCAGUCUACAUAUGUCCGCAUCAAGACAGGAAGCUGUGGUCAUCUCAGGCAGGAAGUUGGCCCGUCAGAUCCGGGAGGAGGCCAGGACCGAUGUGGAACAGUGGGUCUCCACUGGCAACAGGAGACCCCACCUGAGCGUGGUCCUUGUAGGAGAUAAUGUAGCCAGUCACUCCUACGUCCUGAAUAAGACCCGGGCUGCAGCUGAUGUUGGUAUCAGCAGUGAGACCAUCCUGAAGCCCUCCUGUAUCUCUGAGGAUGAACUCAUGGACCUGAUCUACAAACUCAACACAGACCACCGGGUGGAUGGCCUGCUGGUGCAGCUGCCUCUGCCAGAACACAUUGACGAGCGGCGCAUCUGUAAUGCUGUGUCCCCCGACAAGGAUGUGGACGGCUUCCAUGUGGUCAAUGUGGGCCGUAUGUGCCUGGACCAGUCCACCAUGCUGCCCGCCACUCCCUGGGGAGUCUGGGAAAUUAUCAAACGCACAGGAAUUCCUACCCUUGGAAAGAAUGUUGUGGUAGCGGGACGCUCCAAGAAUGUGGGCAUGCCCAUUGCCAUGUUGCUGCACUCGGAUGGACGCCAUGAGAGGCCAGGGGGUGAUGCCACGGUCACUAUCUCUCACCGUUACACACCAAAGGAACAGCUCCGUCAGCACACAAGAAUUGCAGACAUCGUUGUUGCUGCUGCAGGGAUUCCAAACCUCAUCACCGCAGACAUGAUCAAAGAAGGAGCAGUCGUUAUUGAUGUUGGAAUAAACAGAGUGCAUGACCAUGUGACUGGCAAGGACAGACUUGUAGGGGACGUGGAUUUUGAAGGUGUGAGACAAAAGGCUAGCUUCAUUACCCCAGUGCCUGGAGGAGUAGGACCCAUGACAGUGGCCAUGCUUAUGAAGAACACAAUCAAGGCAGCUAAGAACCUCCUGCUGACUCCUGCUGAGAGGAUCCGCAUGGUAGCCUCUUCAUAACAAGCCAUACCUGACUUCAUCAAGUGACACAUUCCAUCCCACCAUCCCUUCCCUUUUUACUCUGAGCAACUCGGCGAACUCCACUGCACACAGACACAGAUCGAAACAUGAUUGCUUUAGGAUUCUCAACUUGCUGGUACCUUACACUUUCAUAAUCUCCACCCGCCAUUUCAGACUAAUACAACUCAGCCAUUCAGCUACUAUAUACGCCUUGCAAAAGUAUUCAUCCCCCUUGGCGUUUUUCCUAUUUUGUUGCAUUACAACCUGUAAUUUAAAUGGAUUUUUAUUUGGAUUUCAUGUAAUGGACA
Oncorhynchus tshawytscha (Chinook salmon) is the source of this 1498-nucleotide messenger RNA. RefSeq names its product bifunctional methylenetetrahydrofolate dehydrogenase/cyclohydrolase, mitochondrial. Bases 174 to 1190 code for a protein of 338 amino acids. The transcript is spliced from 8 exons. The record is from RefSeq and is a predicted model, not a curated record. Gene Ontology annotation, cellular component: mitochondrion. Gene Ontology annotation, biological process: tetrahydrofolate interconversion. Gene Ontology annotation, molecular function: methylenetetrahydrofolate dehydrogenase (NAD+) activity; methylenetetrahydrofolate dehydrogenase (NADP+) activity; methenyltetrahydrofolate cyclohydrolase activity. Lineage: Eukaryota; Metazoa; Chordata; Actinopteri; Salmoniformes; Salmonidae.